Messenger RNA from Pteropus alecto (black flying fox), 2690 nucleotides. RefSeq names its product mediator complex subunit 8 (gene MED8). Gene Ontology annotation, biological process: regulation of transcription by RNA polymerase II. Gene Ontology annotation, molecular function: transcription coregulator activity; RNA polymerase II cis-regulatory region sequence-specific DNA binding. Gene Ontology annotation, cellular component: core mediator complex; mediator complex. The record is from RefSeq and is a predicted model, not a curated record. Bases 69 to 956 code for a protein of 295 amino acids. Lineage: Eukaryota; Metazoa; Chordata; Mammalia; Chiroptera; Pteropodidae. The transcript is spliced from 9 exons.
CCUCUCAGAAUGACUCGCUGACUUGGAAACCGGAAGAGGAGGUCGUAGCCGCCGCUACUGCUGCCGCUAUGCAGAGGGAAGAGAAGCAGCUUGAGGCAUCAUUAGAUGCAUUGCUGAGUCAAGUGGCUGAUCUGAAGAACUCCCUGGGGAGUUUCAUUUACAAGUUGGAGAACGAGUAUGACCGGCUGACCUGGCCCUCUGUCCUGGACAGCUUUGCCUUGCUUUCUGGGCAGUUGAACACUCUGAACAAGGUCUUGAAGCAUGAAAAGACACCACUGUUUCGUAACCAAGUCAUUAUCCCUUUGGUGUUGUCACCAGACCGUGAUGAAGAUCUCAUGCGGCAGACUGAAGGACGAGUACCUGUUUUCAGCCAUGAGGUGGUUCCUGACCAUCUGAGAACCAAGCCUGACCCUGAGGUCGAAGAGCAAGAGAAGCAACUGACAACAGAUGCCGCCCGCAUUGGUGCUGAUGCAGCUCAGAAGCAGAUCCAGAGCUUGAAUAAAAUGUGCUCAAACCUUCUGGAGAAAAUCAGCAAAGAGGAACGAGAAUCAGAGAGCGGAGGUCUCCGGUCAAACAAGCAGACUUUUAACCCUGCAGACACCAAUGCCUUGGUGGCAGCCGUUGCCUUUGGGAAAGGGCUAUCUAAUUGGAGACCUUCAGGCAGCAGUGGCCCUGGCCAGCCAGGUCAGCCAGGAGCUGGGACAAUCCUUGCAGGAACCUCAGGAUUACAGCAGGUGCAGAUGACAGGAGCUCCAAGCCAACAGCAGUCAAUACUCAGUGGGGUACAAAUGGCCCAAGCAGGUCAACCAGGGAAAAUGCCAAGUGGAAUAAAAACCAACAUCAAGUCAGCUUCAAUGCAUCCCUACCAGCGGGCCGCACUGGACGUGGCAGGAUUUACCACUUGCUGGAUGCUGCUAGUGGCGCCUGAACAGGGACCUAAGUAUAGGAAGACAUGAAAAAAGGGGAUCCCCCAAAGAGCUUCACUACAGAAAACACGAAUCCCGGCGGAAACUUGGAAGAGAGAACACCCUACGGAGAUAGAAACUUGGAAGAUAGAACACCUUCCCCAGCCCAAGGCCUCGCCCUGCCCGAGGCAUGCUCAGUUUUUUGAGAAAUGCUUCCUGACACACACCCAGACGAAAAGACUUCAUCUGCACAGAGAACUACUCAUCCUGACACAAAUACAGACGAUACACCCGGAUAGAGAUCCCGGUGCAUACACUGGCCAGGACACACAGGCAUCCUGCCAGAAGCGCUCACCAGAACUCCAGACCCAGCGAUGGAAACACUCAGACACAGGGCCAAAUAGGCCAUUUGCAAAUGACACUCAUUCAGCAGCACAUGCCAGAAUUGUGCUAGGUGCUGGGAGCACAAGGACAGAUUCCAAGCAGAGGGAACAAGCAUCGUGUGCACAAGCAGGGAGACUUCAUUAACUUAAUUUUUUAGCAGGCAUUUAUGAACUGCUUGUGAUAUGCCAAGCAUUGAGCAAGGCACUGGGAAAAAGAUAGGUGAAACAUGGUCACUCACAUGUCUAAUGAGGAAGACAUACAAACAAGUAAAUAAUUACAUGUAAUUAGUGCUAUAUGUAAGGCAUCGGGAGCAUGAAGAAUCAUUGAGUCGCUUGAUUGGGGGCUACAGAGUAGUUCAGCGUGCUAAGAGCAUGGCAGGGCAGGCUAGAUGGUCACGGAUGAGGCUAAGGCAGUGGUAGUAGUGAUUUGAGGACUGUUGGUACAAUAAACUAUUUGUUGUUAAAUAAGGGGUUGAGAGAAGGGAAAAGGAAGAGUCAAGGUGGAUUUCAGGCUUGGCUAACUGGGUAAGUGGGAGUGCCAUUGUCAGAGAUGUAACAGAGAAGUGAGUUUGAGGAAGAAAUACUGUUUGGUUCCAUUUUGCUGAGUCCAACAACAGUAAAAACUUAAUGGUAAUGUUGGAAUAGCAGUUACCUUGGCAGGGAGGUGUGCGACUGUAGGGGACAUGAGUUUCUCAAGUGCUAUAAAUAACCUAUAUCUUGAUCUGGAUCAUGGUUACAUGAAUGUAUACACAUGAACAAUUUAAUCAACUAUAUACUUAAGAUUUGUGUACUUCACUGUAGAUGAGUUAAGUUUUGGAUUAUAGUAGUCCCCCUUUAUCUGCAGUUUCACUUUUCACAGCUGCAGUUACCUGCAGUCAACUACAGUCUGAAAAUAUUAAAUGGAAAAUUACAGAAAUAAACAAUUCAUAAGUUUUAAAUUGCGUGCCAUUCUGAAUAGCAUGAUGAAAGCUCACGCCAUCUCGCUCCAUCCUACCUAAGACAUGAAUCAUGCCUUUGUCUUGCCUGUUAGUCACUUAGCUGCCUCGGUUAUCAGAUCAACUAUCAAGUUAUCACAGUGUUUGUAUUUAAGUAACCUUUGUUUUACUUAAUAAUGGCCCCAAAGUACAAGAGUAAUGAUGCUGGCGAUUUGAAUAUACCAAAGAGAAUCUGUGAAGUAUAUGUGUGUACAGGAAAAAACUAUAUAUAGGGUUCAAUACUCUCCGUGGUUUCAGGCAUCUACUGAGCGUCUUGGAAUGUAUCCCCACAGCUAAGAGGGAAAUUCUGUAUUGAGUCUAAAAUGCCUCCGGAGACUUUUAGGUAGAGCUAUCUGGUAAGAAGUUGUAUAUACUGUAUAUGUGGUAAAUGAGAAUAAAAAUAGAGAAAGAAACUAAGAUUUAACUAA